This is a messenger RNA of Pseudozyma hubeiensis SY62, 450 nucleotides long. RefSeq lists its product as hypothetical. NCBI's taxonomy places the organism in Eukaryota, Fungi, Basidiomycota, Ustilaginomycetes, Ustilaginales, Ustilaginaceae. The transcript has a single exon. Bases 1 to 450 code for a protein of 149 amino acids. The record is from RefSeq and is a predicted model, not a curated record.
AUGUUGACAAAAUCGCCGGUAGAACCUCGACAACGACGACGACACCUACCGCUUAGUCCGACUUGUCGGUGUGCAGGGCAAAGAGAUUGCCGAUGCAGCACACCAGCGAAACCAAAAGUGUGCGGCGGCGAAUUGCACAAUUCGACAACUUUGCCUCGCACCGGCAAUCUCUCUCUCCCACAAUUGAAUUUGCGCCGAGAAGAAAUCGGACAAGAUCGAUUCAGCAUCGGGUGGGGAAGGGGAAAAGAUCGUAGCUGGGACGGGGAAAAGGAGGCUGUCGUGCGUAAUUCUCUUCGAGUUGCCGUCUGUUCCGGGUUGUGUCUCCACAAAAUCGUAGGAAACAGUCAGCUGCACUGCGUUGGGAUGCAGCAUCCACUGCAGGAAGAAGAUGUCGUGUGUAUAUAUGACUGCGACAACGCCACAAAUGGCGAAAACCUUGACGAGGCAUAA